AUGCCUUCUGACGCCCACCAGGACCCAACCGCUGUAGGCCCCGAAAGCCCUAAUGGCAACAGCCUGUCAUUAGAUGUCCUCAUUGUAGGAGCCGGAUUCAGCGGCAUCUACUGUCUACAUGAAUUGAGAAAGCUGGGACUCAAGACUGUCAUCUUCGACGCUGCCCCAGAUCUCGGAGGCACAUGGCAGUGGAAUCGCUACCCCGGGGCUCGCGUGGACUCUGAAGUCCCCGAGUAUCAAUUUUCUAUCCCAGAAACAUGGGUUAAUUGGACCUGGUCCACCAACUAUCCCGCCUACGACGAGAUACGCCGGUAUUUCGAGCACGUGGAGACCGUUCUCAACAUCAAAAAGGACUGCACUUUCAAUACGGUCGUAGUAUCGGCAGAAUUCAAUCCCAAAACUGGACGAUGGAAUAUCAUCACAGCCGAUGGUCGUCACGCAUCCGCAAAAUACUUCAUUGUCGCGACCGGUUUUGCCGCCAAGCGACACGUCCCUGAAUGGCCAGGCAUGGACUCCUUCCGUGGAGACAUCCACCACUCUGCCUCCUGGCCUGAGAACGGAGUUGACUUCCAAGGCAAGCGAUGCGCCGUGAUUGGCACCGGCGCGUCCGGCGUCCAACUGACUCAGGCCCUGGGCCCCGUCGCCAGCUCCCUCAAGGUGUUCCAGCGCACACCCAACCUUGCCAUCCCGAUGCGCAAGCGACCUCUCACCGUCGAAGAGCAAGAGCGCCUGAAGCCCCUGUACCCGGAGUUAUUCCGACUACGGGAAACAUCAUUCGGCGGCUUCACCUACGACUUCAUCGAGCGAGGAGUCUUCGACGAGAACGAGAAAGAACGCGAAGCAUUCCUCGAGGGCCUCUGGGAGAAAGGCGGGUUCCGAUACUGGGUCGGCUCCUACGGUGACUAUCUCUUCGAUGCCAAAGCCAGCAGGGUGAUCUAUGACUUCUGGGCACGUAAAGUGCGCGCGCGUAUCGAGGACCCAGUUAAACGCGACCUGCUGGCCCCGUUAGAGCCACCACAUCCGUGGGGUGUCAAGCGACCGAGCCUGGAACUGGACUACUAUGACCAAUUCAAUCGUCCGAAUGUGGAUAUUGUUGACGUGCGCAACAACCCCAUUGAUUCGUUCACCGAAAAGGGUAUCCGUAUGGCCGAUGGUACGGAGUAUGAGUUCGACGUGAUUUGUGUCGCGACCGGGUUUGAUGUCUCCACUGGCAGACUCACCAAUUUGGGUCUGCGCAGUACACAGGGCACGUAUCUGAAAGAUGAAUGGGCCGCGACAGUACAUACGUACCUCGGACUCGCUAUUCACGGGUACCCAAACCUCUUCUUUACGUAUGGACCGCAAGCAACAACGGCAUUAUCUAAUGGACCUACCACGAUUGAGCUCCAAGGGAGAUGGAUCAUUGAUGCGAUUCGGACGAUGGAGCGGAAGGGGAUUAAAUCAGUAGAGCCGACUUUAUCGGCUAUGCAUAGCUGGAAGCACCGGAUUGAGGAGCUGUCGAAUCUGACGUUGCUGCCUACGACGCGGUCGACGUAUAUGGGAGGAACGUUUCCGGGGAAGCCGUUUGAGCAGUUGAAUUAUACAGGUGGGAUUCCGAUGUACAAGGGGGAGAUUAGAAGGGCGUUGCCGGGUUUUGAGGGGUUUAAGGUUGUGAUGCAAUAG
This is a messenger RNA of Aspergillus luchuensis, 1662 nucleotides long. Its product is annotated as flavin-containing monooxygenase. The coding region runs from base 1 to 1662 and encodes 553 amino acids. Gene Ontology annotation, molecular function: NADP binding; N,N-dimethylaniline monooxygenase activity; flavin adenine dinucleotide binding. The record is from RefSeq and is a predicted model, not a curated record. NCBI's taxonomy places the organism in Eukaryota, Fungi, Ascomycota, Eurotiomycetes, Eurotiales, Aspergillaceae. The transcript has a single exon.